GCCGCAGCUGGCACCCGACCGUGGGACCCUCCUGGGGAGUGGGGGGCUGUGCACAGGGUCACGUGGUGCGUCCCAGGCCCACUCACGGGGGCUCGGAGAAUGUCACCUCUCCAUCGGGCCAUGGGGGCUCCCACCCCCACCCCCGUCCUCCUUGCCCACCCUCCCUGCGGCCCUGGCGGGACCCAGCUGGCCCGUGCACCCGUGUGUCCUGCCCUGCUCCCCCUCUCUCCCCUCCCCUCCCUGUCCUUAUCUUCCCCCCGGAUCCCGUCUCCAUGGCGACUCGCCUCCCCAGCUCAGCCUGCAUCCCAGCCUCCGCCAGGGACGCCACGCGGCUGCGUCCCCCUCCCCCGGGCCUGGUACCCGUCCUUGUCUCCUCCCCCUGGGGCGAGGCCGGAGCCAGCCUCCUCUUCCCCGGCUGUGACAUUCAUUUUCCAGCUCCGACAGGGAGGGAGCCGGCUCUUCUGGGGAGACGCCUCCCCGCACCCCACCCCCGUUCCCGACCCCCACCUGCAGCGGCCGCGGCCCGGCCAGCCCACCCGGGAGGAGCACCCAGCCUGGCCGGAGCCCGGGGCCUCCCCCGCACCCAGGCCCUCUCCGCCCGCCCGCCCCCCAUGCCGAGGCCCACCUUGUCGGUGAUUUCCUUCUGUCACCGGCUUGGCAAACAGGAAAAAAAAUGGAGCUUCAUGGGAAGCAGCAGCAACAGUUCUUCCCACUCGCCGUACCCCAAGUUGGAGCUGGGCCUGGCGCCCCGGCCCACGGCGCCACGGGAGCUCCCGGCCUGCUGCAUCUGCCUGGAGCGGCUGCGUGAGCCCGUGUCGCUGGGCUGCGGCCACCACUUCUGCGGCCAGUGCUUCAGCACCCACCGCGCCCCCGGCUGCCAGCCACCCCGCUGCCCCGAGUGCCGCCAGGCGUGCCGGCCCAGGCGGGGCCUGCGGGGCCUGGGGGAGCGGAUGCGGCUCCUGCCACAGAGGCCGCUGCCCCCCGCGCUGCAGGAGACCCGCGACGUGAAGGCGGAGCCGCUGCUGCUGGUGCGGAUCAGCGCCUCGGGGGGCCUCAUCCUGAGGAUGGGGGCCGUCAACCGCUGCCUGAAGCACCCCCUGGCCAGGGACACCCCCGUCUGCCUCCUGGCCGUGCUGGGGGAGCAGCGCUCGGGGAAGGCCUGCCUGCUCAGCCACCUGCUCCGGGGCCUGCCGGGCCUGGAGUCUGGCGAGGGCAGCUGGCCGGCGGGAGGAGGGGGCUCCCCGCAGGGGCUCAGGUGGGGCCCCAGCGGCCUCUCCAGGGGCAUCUGGAUGUGGAGCCAUCCCUUCCUGCUGGGGAAGGAGGGCAAGAAGGUGGCAGUCUUCCUGGUGGACACGGGGGGUGCCAUGAGCCCCGAACUGAGCAGGGAGACGAGAAUCAAGCUGUGCGCGUUCACCACCAUGCUGAGCUCCUACCAGAUCCUCAGCACCUCCCAGGAGCUGAAGGAGACCGAUUUGGAAAAUCUGGAGAUGUUUGUCCACGUGGCCGAGGUGAUGGGCAAGCAUUAUGGGAUGGUGCCGAUCCAGCACCUGGAUCUCUUGGUCCGGGACUCAUCCCAGCCGAGAAAGGCAGGGCCGAGACCCGCGGGUGACGUCCUCCAGAAGCUGUCCGGCAGAUACCCCAGGGUCCAGGAGCUGCUUCGGGGGAAACGUGCCCGCUGCUACCUCCUGCCCUCCCCAGGGAGACGCUGGGCCGGCAGCAAGGGCCAAGAGAGUCCAGGCGACCCCGACGGAGACCUGAGUGCCCUCCUCCACACUUACACUGCCGAGGUGCUGGGCGCGGCCCCCCAGCACGCCAAGAGCCGCUGCCGGGGGCACUGGGGCGACGGGCGGGCCCUGGCCAGGGGCGACAGGCGGCUGCUCACCGGGCAGCAGCUGGCUCAGGAGAUCAAGAACCUGUCGGGCUGGAUGGGGAGGACGGUGCCCGCAUUCACAUCUCCGGACGAGAUGGCGGCUCAGCUGCACGACCUGAGGACGGUGGACGCCGCCAAACGGGAGUUCGAAGAGUACGUGCGGCAGCAGGACUCGGCCACCAAGCGCAUCUUCUCGGCCCUCCGCAUCCUGCCCGACACCAUGCGGGGCCUCCUGGCCGCCCAGAAGGACGCCGUGCUGGCCCGCCACGGCGUGGCCCUGCAGUGCCCGGGGCGGGCGCAGACGCUGGAGGCGCUGGAGGCCGAGCUGCAGGCCAAGGCCAAGGCCUUCAUGGACGCGUACACCAUGCGCUUCUGCGGGCACCUGGCGGCCGUGGGAGGCGCCGUGGGGGCCGGGCUCAUGGGCCUGGCGGGCGGCGUGGUGGGGGCCGGCAUGGCGGCAGCAGCCCUGGCAGCGGAGGCCGGGAUGGUGGCCGCCGGGGCCGCGGUGGGAGCCACGGGCGCCGCCGUGGUGGGGGGUGGCGUGGGCGCCGGGCUGGCCGCCACGGUGGGCUGCAUGGAGAAGGAGGAGGACGAGAGGGUGCAGGGAGGGGAUGAAGAGCCCCUUCUCGGGGGAGAGUAGCAGACCCCAGGGGGGACGUGAGGCUUCCAGGAGGAGGUGCAGGGGUGGGGAGGGAGACCCCCGAUGGACCCACUGCCCAGCAUCUGGGGGGCUGAGCCGGGGGCUGGAGGCGGCUCGGGAGCCUGGGGAGGCUGGAAGGCCGGUCUGGGGAGCAGAGGACACUACAGGGGGCCUGUUUCCGGUUGGAGAGAAUCGCAAACCUGCCCCUUCCCAGAUAAACGCCACCCCAAGCCCCCACCACUAACAAGGCACUGCCCUCACGGCCCCAGGCCUCCCCAGAACCUUCCCUUGGUCCUUUCACAGGUGGGGGAGCCGUCUCCGGGUUCCGGGCCGGUGUGCUGAGCAGGGACUGGGGGUGGGGAGGGGGUGGGAGGUGAGCCCUGGGUGGGCUGUGGGGGUCUCCUGCCCCUUGGCCUCUUCCCACGCUGCGGUGGCUGCCCAGCCUCCCACUCUCUCCCUGCCACCCCAGAGCACCUGUCUGUGCCCCUUGACCUGUCCUUCUCCCCCAUCCCAUCCCCCUGCCCUCCUGGGGGAUCGGCCCUUCGUCGAGCCCGUUCAGAUGAGUGUGGAACGCCCCUAGUGCAACAGGUCAAACGCCAAAGAAUCGCCCCCCGAUGGCACAAUUUGCUGAGCCAGGUGGCCUUUGCGGCAGGCUCUGUCAGAGCCCUGCGGAGGGAAACAAGGGGAGACAAUCCUGUCCCUGAGCACCCCUGUCCCCACCCCGAGAUGCUGGGACGACCACUCCCUUCCACGUUAGCAGGAGGCCCCCCCUCGAAGCAGCUCCCCAGACUCCAGGGCUCUGCAGGGCCCUCAGGGCACAGGGUGCCUCGCCCGCCCCGGAGGCACAAGCCCUGCACUGGAAGAUUCCCAUGCCAUCUGGUCAAAAAGGAUUGGUGGCACCUUAUAUGAGAAAUAAAAUGCGUGUUCUUGACUGCCA
Molecule: messenger RNA, 3447 nt
Organism: Choloepus didactylus (southern two-toed sloth)
Lineage: Eukaryota; Metazoa; Chordata; Mammalia; Pilosa; Megalonychidae
Gene: RNF112
Product: ring finger protein 112
Exons: 14
Coding region: 273-2510 (745 amino acids)
Biological process (GO): endoplasmic reticulum organization; protein homooligomerization
Molecular function (GO): metal ion binding; GTP binding; GTPase activity
Source: RefSeq, a predicted model, not a curated record